GGAGGGACAGUGGGCGCGACGUCCCCGGGCGGAGGAGGAGGAGGAGGAGAGGGCGCCAUGGCCCCGCGCGGGCGCUGCCGGUGGGCGCUGCUGCUGGCCUGGCUGCCGGCCGGCUGCCUCUCUCUCCUGGUGACAGUGCAGGAUGUUGAGCGUUACACCACCUUAUUUGCCACUGUCAUCCUCAAGUGUGACUACAGCACCUCGGCACAGCUGCAGGACGUGGUGGUGACCUGGCGCUUCAAAUCCUUCUGCAAGGACCCCAUCUUUGACUACUACUCAGCCUCAUACCAGGCUGGUUUAGCCCUUGGCCAGGACCCCUCUAACGACUGCAAUGACAGCCAGCGGAAGGUGCGCAUUGUCAUCCAGAAAUUUGGGCAGAAGGACCCUGUGCUGGGCAUCGACUACCAGCAGCGAAAGAUCACCAUUCAGAACCGAGCAGAUCUUGUCAUCAGUGAGGUCAUGUGGUGGGACCACGGCAUGUACUACUGCACUGUGGAAGCACCAGGAGAUACCUCAGGUGAUGCAGACAAAGAAGUUAAGCUGAUUGUUCUCCACUGGCUCACAGUACUCCUCAUCAUUCUUGGUGGCCUUCUCCUCCUUCUGCUGAUUGGGAUAUGCUGGUGCCAGUGCUGCCCCCAGUAUUGCUGCUGCCACAUCCAGUGUGGCUGCUGUCCAACACGGUGCUGCUGUAAUCAGAAAGUACUGGAACGGCACCAGUUCAUGAAGCGGGCUCAGGCACUUGCGCCUUGGUUAUCACCCAACAUGUUCUACGGAGCUGGUGACAGGAACUCAAAACUUUCCUCUUACCAGCUGAACCCUCUGCUGCAACAAGAUGUAUCUCUACAGAACAGUCUUGCACUGGUGCAGCCACAAGCCCAGCUUUCCCAUAAGAGUGGUGUUCUGGACUAUCUGGAGUCUGAAAUCCAAAACCUGAAUGUGUCCCAGCCACGGGCACCCCCCCACCAGCGGCAGGCUGUGCAGCCCAGCUUGCUGUCCUCGCUGGGCUCUGACAUCCUGCCACCUCCUCUUACCGACCACAUCUCCUCCAUCCAUGGCAGCAGCAGCUCCUCACGGCCACAAAGAGCUGCCCGCACCCCCAGGCCCUGGGACUCUGCAGCAGAGGACAGAAGGGAAAACCGGAGGUGGCCCUUGCCUUCCAGUGGGGAUUCUCAUUCCAGCUACAGCCAGGAGCCCUGGGACAGGCAGAGAGAGGAUCAUCCUCAGAGGCAGAGGACAGGUGGCUACAAUGGCAGGCCCCAGCACUCCAGACGGGAUGUGUCACCCCCACGCCAGGCUGAGAGGGGCAAGAACAGCAGCAGCUUCUAUCCAGAGGAGACCAAGGAGCGCUCCAGCCACCAUCGUGGUGGGAGGCAGGAGCCCGGGGGAAGGCGAGAAUAUGAGCACCAUGCUGGGAGGAGCAAUUACUCUGGCCAGAGGCGGCAUAGCUACUCCCCCCCCUCUUCUCGCAGGGGCUCGUGGAGCUCCUCAGAGGAGCAGGUCCGUGUCCCGGUGUCAAACCGCAGGCGGAGGAACCGCAGGUCCCGGGAGUGGCCAGAAGAGAAACCCCCCAGUUAUCGCUCCUUAGAAAUCAUCCCAGCUCAGGACAAGAAGCACAAAAGCAGUGCAGGGACCCGCUCGGACAGAGGAAGUUCCUACAGUGGAAGAAGCAUAGUCAUUUAAUGUCAAUACUGGAAGAACUGCGAUUCUCACUGGACUCCUCCUAGUUUUUCUACUGUUUAGGCUGGGAUGGCUGCUUUUGAUUGAACAGACAAACAGCAAUAAAACAGAUGAAGCAGCUUCCCCUUAGGCUUACAACUCUGAAGAAUAUUUGUCUAGUGCCAUGAAAGCCAUACAUAACCUAUUUUUAUUGCUGUGAUUUGGAAACUUAGGUUGGGCUAAGUUCUAAUGGGCUGAGGUUUGUUGAAAACAUUCUAGUAGAAACAGCAGAUUUUUUUCACUGAACAGUGUAUUCCCAGUCUUUAAAGAGAGAUACCAGUUCUCUCUGUUAAGUGUCAUGGCACUGCAGGGAGCCCAGUCUGUAGAAUGCUGGUGCUUUGCCCACCAGUUACCGGAGGAAGGUUCCAAUGUUCACGGAGUUGUAAAGUCACAAGACAGUAGAAUAAUUUAGAUUGGAAGAGGCCUCUGGAGGUCAUCUGAUCCAGUGCCCUGGGAGCUUUGUGGAGGGAGGCACAACAUCUUUCUAAGGCCCUUUGUUGUGCCUCAGAAUGUGUAAUGUUUGUUGCUUCUGCCUGGCUGCUCAGCAUAGCUGGGACAGUUGUGUCCUUUUGUCCCCACUAAGCCUCUCUCCCAAACAGGAGGAUCACAGUGUUGGAAGAAUGUUGAGUGCCUUAAUAAGGUCUCACUGGCAUGUCUGCAAAUUGCCAGCUUAUCUGCUCUUUACUGACUGAAAGAACCUGUUCUACUUUGAGCCUAGACCUUAGUGCCUUAAAAGAUACUUGUUCUAGCCUUUCAUCCAGACUUGAAUUUAUUUGUAAACUUAAAUUUAUCAAGGUUUGUCCUUCCCUACAAGGACUGAGCAAAGUAUGACUACUCUUCUUUAUACCAUGGACCAGAAUUUCCUUCAGCUCAAGUAAGCCUGGUUUUGGUGAAUAUAUCUUGCCUAAGCCAUGUACUUUUAUAUUAUUUUAUAUUCUCCCUUUCCUCUCCAUGCCAUGUAUCAUAUACAGAGGGUGGGAUAAAGGGCUCUGGGGAAGUCUUAUAGUCACCAUUUUUACUUGAUCUUUACCCUGCAUGUGUGGUGCAUCUGAUCUGGAGCUGGAUUGUAGGAUUUCCUCAGUUCUCACCCUGACACUAGAAUACAGAAUUUCUCCAUGCUUUGAGUCCAGUUGUGAAGGAGAACUUGUCAUUUCUCCUUGAUGAGAUUAAUCCACUGUUUUAAUUUAAAAUGUGCUGGAGAAAGAGAAGUUCUGUGGAUGCUGGCUGCUUCCACGAGAAGCUGUCUUGCCAGAGGCACUUCUUGGAUUUAAGAGACUCUGUGGUUGGCAAGGAGCUUUUGGAGAAUCUUGUGAAUUUUUUUGUAACCCAGAGGCACUGGAGAUUGGCCAGUACCAAUGACUGUCUUGCCUAGCUUAUUUCCUAGCCUGUCCCACAUGGCUUGCUACUUGCUACUGUUACACUUGCUACUGUUUGGUUUUUAAUGUCCUGAUUACUGAUGUGCUUAUGCUUUUCCCUGGAGAACGUGGAGAGACUUUCACUUUCUCCACCUCUUUUUUUUGUUUUGUUUUGUUUUGUUUUUGUUUUUUUGUUUUGUUUUGUUUUUUCCUCUGGACAAUGAUGGGAAACAUCACACUUUGAACAAGUGGUUCUAGCUUCCAGUGUAGUUGCUGAUCAAACGAGGGCUAGUCAGAGUGCUCAUCUUCCUACGGUUUCUUGGCUGAACAUGCUUAUUUGUAAUUCCUGCCUAUGGAGAUAAAGUAGGAGGACCAAGGACCUUCUCUGGUUGACUUUGUAUCAGCACUGGAGGCUUACUUUUUGAAGACAGAGGAUCUCUUUCUUACUGUUGAUGGCUAUCACAAAAAUUUAAAAAAAAAAGAGCUAAAAGACUGACUCCAAUGUUUGAAUUCAAGAAAGGAGGGCUGUAAUUAGCAUUGUGCUUGUCUGCAUUAGGCCCAGACUGAACAAUGUGAAUUGACCCAUGAGUCACAUUUGAAAUAUAGGGGGAUUGUGUUUGCAGAACUUGCAAAGCUGGGAUCACUCUUGAAUCUAUCAGCCACGGUCUGUGGAUCAUUUUUUUCUAAUUUUAUAACAUGCUUAGGAUUUUAUGAACCACCUUUUUGUAUGAUGGACUAUUUUUAUUAGUUAAGAAGCAUUUAUGAUGACUGCAGUGACAGAAAAUUAUAUGGGGCUGCUUCUUCCAAAACUAGCAACCAGUUUACAUAUUAUUAGAUAUUUACCUUCUGCUGACUUUUAGCAGAUUGCCAGGGCCCUGCAGAUUCUACCCUUGGAAGCUGAAUUGGUAACUUGGAAUUUGACUCUUUCCUUGUGCCUCCAAUAGGUUCAUACAUUAUACAAGACAACUUUUUCCUGUCCAGCCCAAAUGUCCAGGCUUCAGGAAAGGGCUGCCUCUUUCUCCAUCAAAGAGUAGAGACUAUUUGAGACACACAGUGACAUUCCAAGAUAGCUGCAUGGAAGGAGUUCACUUUGCGUCACAUUCAAAUGUGUACAAGCCAACACGUAUCCAGCAAGUUUUCCCAAGAGUAAGAAGCCACUCACACUGCAAGAAAACCAAGAUGACUCUCUCUGUAACAGGAGUAGGUGUUGGAGCUGCUGGAGUAUGAGCAUGCCAACAGCAGAGGUGGUGCUUUUUUAUAUCCAUCCUAUGAAGGAGCCCUCCAUCUUUCUUUGUUCCUGUAGUCCCCAUAAUUGAGCUAGGGUGACUAAUUGUAGAUUUGUGAACACAAUUCACAAAUUGUGAGGUCUGAAGGGUUUUAUCUAUAUCAUACUUGAUUUCCUCUUCAGUGACUUUGUUCAUGUUUAUAGAAACAUUAAACAAAAUUCUUCAGGGAAAAUUGAUUGUAUCUCCGUGUUAAUUCUGUAACUUCUUAAAUUGUGACAGAAGCAGAUUGGGUGAUCCAGCAGGGAAGCAGAAAUGAUACCAGGCUUACUGGUCUGCAGACCACUGUGGUUCAUAAAGCACCAGUUGGUGGGCUGUGAAAUAACGACAGAGGAAAUCUAUCUUUUUGUGCUUUACAACUGCAAGCAGACAGAAAAGGGGGAAGGAAAUAGGCUCUGCCUUAGAUGCUUAUUUCUGAUUUUAAUUGGCUAUAAAUGAAACCCAUUGUGGCAGCAUUGUACAAUACAACGUGGACCCUUUUCCUGUAAGAUCACAGGGUCUUUGACUUUUUAAGAGAGAGAGUGAACAGCUCCAAUACAACACACUGAAAGAAAUAACAGUAGGAAAUAUCCUAGCCCCAUUCUUUUUACAUUGCAAUUUAUUCAUGCUUAAUUUUUUAGCCAUUCCAAAGAGCUGAUUUUCAUAUCUCAGCCCAUUUGUGAUGGAAAAAGUUGAAUAUUUCACAUAUGGAAGGUAUUGCUAUUCUAGAUUUUUGUUCUUCCGUUCAUGCCGGAAGAACAAGGAAAAUACCUUACCCCCAAGGAAUGAAUCUUUUGUCGCAGAUAAAGCGCUUUCACAGCCACCGGUGUUACCGUGAUGUAAAAUAAUGUAAUGAGUAAGUGACCAUGCCACGCAGGGCCAGAUAAGGUCACCCAUGCUACAGUCAGCUGCUUUCUACCUCAGACCAGAGAUGCAUAAGAGAGAUAAAGAAUCGUGUUUUUGUUCUUUGGUUAAGAAAGUACUUGCAAUAUCUGGGUUUCUUGCUUAUUUGCAGAGCGCCCUGCCAUUCUGGAAUGCCAUUCCAGGAAUGGGGAGCGAGGGCUGCUUCUGUGCAAUCAUUGAUCUGCGGUCUUGGCAAGUGCCUGUUUGGCACUAGAAAGUGCUGAAACGCCCAGCUGCUAUCUCUGGGAUUGUAUUCAUGAUAGCACUGCCUAAAGUUAGGCUGACUUCAGGACUGGGAACUUGCCUUGUGUGAUAACAGCUGCAAUGCAAAGCUCUAGCAGUAUGAAUUGCCACACAGGGCAGCUAAGUCCCUUCUGUUACUACCUCCUGCAGCACAUCAGUUUAAAACACCAUCUUAGAGCCUCCCAUUUGUUGACCUGACAUAAGAAAGAAAUGACACUUGAGGUUAUCUUAAAUUAACCCCUCCAAGUAAUGACUGUUCAUUCCUGUUUCUGCUAAGUUUAAUGCCUGUGAUGUGCCUUGUGCUGGUCUUCUGAAUGUUAUUCCAGCUGUAAAAGAAGAUGAUGCAUGUGUAGAUUCUCUUCAAUGACUGUCUAAUGUAUAAUUGAAAUAUAAGAGAACUUUCAA
Molecule: messenger RNA, 5884 nt
Organism: Poecile atricapillus (Black-capped chickadee)
Lineage: Eukaryota; Metazoa; Chordata; Aves; Passeriformes; Paridae
Gene: ILDR1
Product: immunoglobulin like domain containing receptor 1
Exons: 8
Coding region: 58-1680 (540 amino acids)
Cellular component (GO): plasma membrane
Molecular function (GO): high-density lipoprotein particle receptor activity
Source: RefSeq, a predicted model, not a curated record